GAAAAUUUUGCUUAUCCUAAAAACUUUCAAAAUCUGUAAUCUCACGCACUCAUGUCUCGGAGUUACCUUAGUGCCCAAGAAACCAAUACACUGACAACAAGAAAUUACCUAAUGUCACUCCAUUCGACCAGAAAGCAACCUUCAAAGCCAUUGAAGAGGCCUGUAUCAUCGCCUUUGAAGUCAAUGCAGCCCCAGGUUUACCGAGUCGACACAGUGAACUUCAAGGAGUUGGUUCAGAGGCUAACUGGUGCACCUGCGCACGAUGAUGUGCUUAAGCCGUUCAAGAGUUUAGAUAAUUCAGCGAAUGAGAGUUCUUCAUCAUUAGCAUUUGAUUUAUCAUCAUCAUCAUGGGGAGAUUUAUCACUUCAAACUCCUGCAAGUCUCUCCAGAUGGUAGCGUUUAUACAGGACAAAACAUUUUAUAUACCCUUGCAAGUGCUUCCUUUGGUUGUAAUUCUCGACAUACCUAUUCUGUUUUAUCUAUUUAAUAAAACCAUAGAGAAAUAUAAGAUAUAAUGUUUA
Raphanus sativus (radish) is the source of this 521-nucleotide messenger RNA. Its product is annotated as VQ motif-containing protein 29. The transcript has a single exon. Lineage: Eukaryota; Viridiplantae; Streptophyta; Magnoliopsida; Brassicales; Brassicaceae. The record is from RefSeq and is a predicted model, not a curated record. The coding region runs from base 52 to 396 and encodes 114 amino acids.